Messenger RNA from Poecilia latipinna (sailfin molly), 2392 nucleotides. It is a transcript of the gene stap2a, whose product is annotated as signal transducing adaptor family member 2a. Lineage: Eukaryota; Metazoa; Chordata; Actinopteri; Cyprinodontiformes; Poeciliidae. The record is from RefSeq and is a predicted model, not a curated record. Gene Ontology annotation, molecular function: signaling adaptor activity. The coding region runs from base 203 to 1297 and encodes 364 amino acids. The transcript has 11 exons.
CACAGUGUUUUUGCUUCGUUUUUUUGUGUUUUUUUCCCAUGUGGUCAACCCCACCCCUAUCCAUGACCCCCGCAGAGACAGCAGCCCGUAUCACCCAGCUGUUGGGCUGUUGCCAGAACACUAUCUCAUCGGGGAAGGCGUGUCGGUCCCCGAAUUACUCAAAGUCCCUUUGUCCUCAAUCAGUGCCCAGCCUGCGACACUCAUGGCGGCUGCACCCGUCAGGCAGCGCUGCGGCUCGGGGGGGCCCCGUUCCCAGCUCCCACCCUGCUACUUUGAGGGCUACCUGGAGAAGCGAGGACCGAAGGAAAAGGCUUCCAGAAGGCUUUGGACUUGCCUUUGUGGGAACUCUUUGUAUUUCUUCAAUAACGCUAAGGAUGCUCAUUAUGUUGAGAAGCUGGACCUCAGCGGGUUUGUGUCCCUCAAAGAUGACAGCAGCCGAGACAGAAACUUGGAAGCAGCGAGACUCAUCCUCCGCAUGAAAGACGGGGAGACCAAAUUCACCGCACCAAACUUGGAGGCCCGGGAGCUGUGGAAAGGUUUCCUCUACUCCGUUAUAGAUCUGAAUGUCCCGUCUAGUCUCACGUUACUGCCGGGCCAGUUCCAAAUGCUGAAGGAAGUGGUAGAAAAAGAACGGACCAGACGGAGAACCCGUAAUCCCGGACGAGCUCCUCCUUCACCCCUCUCUGUUCCCUUAGUGGGCGAGAUCCCUCCGUGUUUUCGUCCAGUGUCACGCACAGAAGCUGAAGUACUUUUGGAGAGACACCCGGACUGUGGCAACAUGCUCCUCCGUCCAGGUCGAGACGGAUGCUCGCUGGCCGUCACGACCCGCCAGGACCUCAAUGGGUCAGUGUUCAGACAUUACAGAGUCACUCAGAGAGACCAAGGUGGUUAUGUUAUUGAUGUGGAAAAUCCUAUUCCCUGUGCAACACUGCAUGACGUCAUUGACGCCUUGGUAGAGAAGACGGCGGGCACUCUGCAACCGUUCCUUCUGGAGGAGCCGUACGAGGAGAAUAUCACAUAUGUUUCUGCUAAUGAUGAAAAUGGAGAGAAGAUCCUCCAUACUGCCCCCUCCAGCCCCUUACCCAGGGUCCCCGCUCUGCCUCCAAAACAAGACCGUUGGUGCACGAGCCCUCUGUCCCGGUCCCCGGCCGCGGAUCGUCGAAUCCUGACCUCACCGGUACCAGCCUCUCCCACCAACCCAAUGAGGCGACUCAUCUUGUCCCCUUCGCCUCUUACACAGACACUGAAUGAGGAGCUCAAACUUACACUGGAGAAGAGGAAAACCAGCCAGGACUGACAUGAGGAAGAUCUUCCAACUUCUUUUCAAAGCAGCUUCAGCGUGUUCUCAUCCGGUGCCUUUUUGGUGGAGAAUAAGUCACUACAAAGCCUCUUCUUUCUCCUGGGACUCAAGGGGAUAAAAAAAAACAAAACAAAACAAACUCUGUCUCAUAAAAUGGUGCUGGACUUUUGCUUUAUCUGAAUGCAUCCAGCUGUUACCAACUGCCUCUACGACCAAUCACAGUGCCACGACAACUACAAACCUGCUAGUACAUUCCAGACCACUAGCUGAGCACAUUGUUAAUUAUCUGACUGGCGAGAUGCUGAAGGUUCUGCUAAUAAAAAUACAAAUACAAGCAAACCACACACUACAGAGAUCUACACCGGAGCAGCUGAAAGUCUCAUCUCCAACGAUUUACCUGCAGAAAGAAAGGAGAUCCAGCUGUUUUGGCCCAGAAUCUUUCGUCCUCCUACCAUUUACGACAAGACUGAUAAGUAAUCCAAGUCGAACUGAACAGGAGAGAAACUGAACUCUGCACAACUUCUCUGCCUUCUGCUCCGCGAUCUCUUUGAGGUCGACGAACGACUUUCAUCUCGUUGCCGAUUGUCGACAGUGAUUGUUCUUGCUCACCACUCGGCUGCUAAGUGAUCCACGUCUGACCUGCUGGAUUCGCCUGCUACUGUGUCUGUUCUGUUGUGUGACGCCUUUGACUCCCCACUUCUCAGCCACGUCUGUAAAAUUCGACUGAUUUAUCUUCCUUCACCAAAAAAAAAUGUCCCAAUCUGCCUCCUGGUGUACUGGCUGUAAAUCAAAGCGACAGAAACGUCAUCAGCACGCCAUCUCUGCAGAAGCACAAGUGCCUGAUGAGUCUGUUUGACAGCAUUAUGUUAACCUCUAUUUCUCUAAGGUGUUACAUUUGAUGGUGCUUAAAUGUAAAGUGCUUUUACCCUCAUAUUUGACAUUUUUGUCCCCCUCCCAUCCCUACAGAUUGGUAUCAAACUGUGAACAACUGACUAAUAAGUGUCUUCAUACGAUGAACAAUUUAUUGAAUGUUUGUACAUAGGGUGUUAUGCAUACAUGGUUAUUAUUAAAAAUGUGUGUUUUUGAUAAUUA